This is a messenger RNA of Lemur catta (Ring-tailed lemur), 4185 nucleotides long. It is a transcript of the gene SLC6A20, whose product is annotated as solute carrier family 6 member 20. The transcript is spliced from 11 exons. Gene Ontology annotation, biological process: sodium ion transmembrane transport. Bases 120 to 1898 code for a protein of 592 amino acids. NCBI's taxonomy places the organism in Eukaryota, Metazoa, Chordata, Mammalia, Primates, Lemuridae. Gene Ontology annotation, molecular function: L-proline transmembrane transporter activity. Gene Ontology annotation, cellular component: plasma membrane. The record is from RefSeq and is a predicted model, not a curated record.
UAAACAGCGGGCUGGCGGCGUGCGCGGCGGAGACCGGAGUCGCGGGGCCACCCGCAGACCCAGCCCGGGCGGACAGCGACAGCCGCGCCGGGUCGGGAGCCGAGCGCCCGUCGGCGGCCAUGGAGAAGGCGCGGGCGCAGUGGGACAACCCGCUGCAGUUCGUGUUCGCCUGCAUCUCGUACGCCGUGGGCCUGGGCAACGUGUGGCGCUUCCCCUACCUGUGCCAGAUGUACGGCGGAGGUAGUUUCCUCAUCCCCUACCUCAUCAUGCUCGUCGUGGAGGGGAUGCCACUCUUGUACCUGGAACUGGCGGUGGGGCAGCGCAUGCAGCAGGGCAGCAUCGGCUCCUGGAGGACCAUCAGCCCCUACCUCAGCGGUGUCGGGGUCGCCAGCGUGGUGGUCUCCUGCUUCCUCGCCAUGUACUACAACGUCAUCAACGCCUGGGGCUUCUGGUACCUCUUCCACUCCUUCCAGAACCCCCUGCCGUGGUCUGUCUGCCCGCUGAACAGUAACCGCACAGGCUACGACGAGGAGUGUGAGGCGGCCUCCUCCACGCAGUACUUCUGGUACAGGAAAACGCUCAACAUCUCGCCGUCCAUCCAGGAGAGCGGGGCUGUGCAGUGGGAGCCGGCGCUGUGCCUCAUCCUGGCCUGGCUUGUGGUGUACCUGUGCAUCCUGCGGGGCACCGAGUCCACUGGCAAGGUGGUGUACUUCACCGCGUUGCUGCCCUACUGCGUGCUCAUCAUCUACCUGGGCCGGGGCCUCACGCUCCACGGAGCCACCAAUGGCUUGAUAUACAUGUUCACUCCCAAGGUGGAGCAGCUGGCCAACCCCAGGACCUGGAUCAACGCGGCCACCCAGAUCUUCUUCUCGCUCGGCCUGGGCUUCGGCAGCCUCAUCGCCUUCGCCAGCUACAACAAGCCCUCCAACGACUGCCAGAAGCACGCCGUCAUCGUGUCCCUCAUCAACAGCGCCACCUCCAUCUUUGCCAGCAUCGUGACCUUCUCCAUCUACGGCUUCAAGGCCACCUUCAACUAUGAAAGCUGCUUGGACAAGGUGAUUCUGCUGCUGACCAAUUCUUUUGACCUUGAAGAUGGCUUUUUGACAGCCAGCAACCUGGAGGAGGUGAAGGACCACCUAGCGUCUACCUACCCAAGCAAAUACAGUGAGGUGUUCCCUUCCAUUGAAAACUGCAGCUUGGAAUCGGAGCUAGACACGGCCGUCCAGGGCACUGGCCUGGCUUUCAUUGUCUACAGCGAGGCCAUUAAGAACAUGGAGGUGUCCCAGCUGUGGUCAGUGCUCUACUUUUUCAUGCUGCUGAUGCUGGGCAUUGGGAGCAUGCUGGGGAACACGGCGGCCAUCCUCACCCCUCUGACUGACAGCAAGGUCAUUUCCAGCCACCUGCCCAAGGAGGCCAUCUCAGGUCUGGUGUGCCUCAUCAACUGUGCCGUGGGCAUGGUGUUCACUAUGGAGGCCGGGAACUACUGGUUCGACAUAUUCAACGACUACGCGGCCACGCUGUCCCUGCUGCUCAUUGUCCUGGUGGAGACCAUCGCCUUGUGCUACGUGUACGGGCUGAGGAGAUUUGAAAGUGACCUGAAGGCCAUGACUGGCCGAGCUCUCAGCUGGUACUGGAAGGUCAUGUGGGCCGGCGUGAGCCCGCUGCUGAUUAUCAGCCUCUUUGCUUUCUACCUGAGCGACUACAUCCUCACCGGCACCCUGCAGUACCAAGCCUGGGACGCCUCCCAGGGCCAGCUUGUGACCAAAGAUUACCCCACCUAUGCACUGGCUGUCAUUGGGCUGCUCGUGGCCUCCUCCACCAUGUGCAUCCCCCUGGGGGCCCUGGGGACUUUCAUCACGCGCCACCUCAAGAGGGCAGACACUGCCCCGGUGGCCUGAGAACUGGGCUUCCUGGCCACUCACUGUCUUACAGACACUAUUUACAGGCAGAACCUCCUCGGCUGCUUUUUCCAAUAUUUAAGCCAGAAGUCCUCUGCCUGUCAACUUCCUGAGUCCCUAAAGCAGAAUCAGGAAGGCGUGGAGGAAGAAGACUCCCUCAGGAGGAGACACACCCCGGGAGAAGCUGCCUUUCCUCCCUCCGCCUGCCCUGAAGGCCAUGCCACCGCCCCUUGUCACCAAGGGAGGCAGGUGAGAAGGCCAGUCUUGACGACAAUUGCUUCCUCCAUUCUAGGACAGUCUUAGAAUCAGGGCACAUUGUGAGCUGAAAUUGGACUAUAAUUCUUAUGGGACCAAAUUUAAGCAAUUUGGUGCUUUGCUGAAGAGACACUAAAAUCUUAGAGGGUAAUCACUCUGUUUUGAAGUGCCUGAGGUGACAUAUUUGAAUGUCAUUUGUGCAAAAUUAAUUCUUUUUUCAGUCAUAGUGAAUAUGCAAUAUAUGUGUUCUCCUUCCCCCCUUUAAAUGCUAGUAUGAUUGACCAUAAAGAAAGAUGACCUUUGUUUGGGGACCCCAGCGGGGCUCACCUUUCUUUAAUCUAAGGUCUCUCGCGGUGGGUCCAGGAGCAGCCCUCUCUACAACAUUGCCCCCGCCACAGUUUGCAGCCCCAAACCGCAGGAGACUGCAGACACCUGCCAGUGUCUCAGUGCAUUGGCAAAGCUAUUGGACGCUACUCUGAGGAUGAAAAUGAAUCCCAGUUUCCCACAGACUUAAUGUUCUAUUUUUGACAUCAUGGCCAACUCUAUAAAGACCACAAAUAUCACUUGCAAUCAAUUUUAAAUUAUUUAUCUGUACAUAAGUUUUCUAAAAUGUAUAUAAUUCAAACAGAGCAUCCUGUAACUGAAGACACGCCGUAUUUAUGAUACAGUACUAGUCCACCAUGCCAAUUUAUCUUUUUUUUUUUUUUACUGCAAUACAGCAGGUCAGGGUUACCCCUAAAGUGAGAGGGUCUUUUCCUGCUGUAAUGGAACAGUGAGUGCUUCACUGAGAUCAUGGAAUUCAGGAGAGUCUUUUUGGGUAUAUUUGUAGACUGACACUUAACCACUCACUUGGGAUAUCAGCCGGAGAUACCUCUUUUUUUUUUUUUUUUCAUGCUGUAAACUUCCCUAGGGCAAAAACAGGCACUAGAAAGGCCUCUGCUGUCUCACGCUACCAUCUCAUCAAUGCUUCCAGCUUCACCUGAUGUCCAGUUAUAAAAAGAUCAUUUGACUUUCCAAUGUGUGAACUAGCAUUUACUUGCCACACAUAUUCAGUCUUCUGAUUUCUCAUUGGACGGUUCUUUAGUGUCAAAAGCCUCAGACGUGGAGGCUUGCUGAGUGGGCGCACUCAAUGGCAGACAUGGCACAGCAUCCGUUCCUGAAUCCUUAAGGACCUGUCCCCUCCUCUCAACCUGUACAUGUGGUCAUUGUCUUGUAACAGGGGACCACCAUCUCCUGGGGUCUGUCAUCAGGCAGGGUAUGUAAGCUCUGAACACCAGGUAGCCUCAGGAGUGAAAAGGUAAAUGUCCCCCACCUCGCCACCCACCCCAACCACCUGGGCGCAUUUAAAACUCCAGAUGCCCCAGCCACGCCUGGGACCAUCCAUCAGGCCUGCUGGCGGUAAGACCGGGGCCUCAGUAGUUCCUAAAACUCCCCAGGUGAUUCCAAUAUGCAGCUAAAUCUGAGAGCCAGGCCCCAUUUAAGAAAGAAGGAAAAUGGGUGGUACAUUUAGGAAUAUUUACAUCAAAAAUGACUUUUAAGAGUUUUGAAAGCAUUUUUGAGCAUUUCCAACUAUAUGGAAAAGCCACUUCUUCAGCAUAAUUUUUGCUCAUGGAAAUCAAAUAGAUGAGGUGCCACUAUUCCACUAUUACAGAAUAAUGUGUGUCAGAUGAAAAUGUUUCAAUUUUAAGUUUUAGUCUGGUUUCUGUGAACUUCAUGAAGAGAAGCACAUUUAUCAAUAAUCCUCUUGAGGCAGUAAAUCCUGUCUCAAAAAUUUUUUUGCUAUUUUGUAGGUACUACACAAAAGUGGUCAUACUGACAUUUGUCCACCCACCCUCCAAUAAGCUGGAGAGAAAAAGGGACAUUCCAUCCCUGCACACCUAACAGUCACCAUGACAUUACAGCCAGAUUGUGGACUCUGUAAAGCUUUCUAUUUUUACCGGAACCAUAACGAUCCUUGACUUAGCUCUAAGAAAUCAAGUAGGAAAUAAUUUUUUUUUUUUUUUAGCAAUUGUCAUAGUAAAUAAAACCCUAA